This is a messenger RNA of Bacillus rossius redtenbacheri, 2258 nucleotides long. RefSeq lists its product as uncharacterized. Gene Ontology annotation, cellular component: mitochondrion. The record is from RefSeq and is a predicted model, not a curated record. Bases 119 to 1579 code for a protein of 486 amino acids. NCBI's taxonomy places the organism in Eukaryota, Metazoa, Arthropoda, Insecta, Phasmatodea, Bacillidae. The transcript is spliced from 10 exons.
UUUAAAAACGUGGCGCUCACUGUUCCUGAAAUAAUUUGUACUUUUAUUCAAAUAAUCGUUCGUAUAUUUUAUCUCUCUCUUGUGUUCUUGCCUAUUAGCAUUUUGUAUCCACUGAUUUAUGUGUCGACUAAUACCAGGCAAUUUUGGUACGAGACAUUGCUAUUUGGUGAGUUAUAGGCCAAUUAAUGAACGAACUGACGUGCUUUCAAUUAAAUGGUUCAACUUGAGUGGUCCCAUCUUCCUGAAGCUGGGUCAGUGGGCCUCCACCCGGCGCGACCUGUUCCCUGACGAGCUGUGUAGCCACCUGUCGCGCCUGCAGCGCUGCACCAGGCCCCAUUCGGCGCUGCACACCGUCAGGCUGUUCAGGCGGGCCUACGGACCCCACUGGGAUAACAUUUUUGUCAAGUUUUCCAACGACGGGGAUCCCAUUGGAUCAGGAUGCUGCGCUCAGGUAUAUAAGGCAUGGAUUAACCCUGAAACAGUGGACAGUCUAACAGCUGAUCAGCACGUGCAUCAAGAAUCAAAAGUUUUGGGAUUUCUGAGUGAUGUUUUGGAAGCAGUGGGACUAGCUGGUUUUCUCGACAGCUACUUCAAGCCAGCCAACAUGCUGAGCUCAAGCUCAUCUUGUGAAGGUGAUGAUGGCCUUAUUCCUGUUGCUGUUAAGGUUCUGCACCCUGCAAUAGAAAGAACUCUUAGGCAAGACUUGAGCAUCAUGAAGGGGGUUGCGAGAAUGGUAACCUGGAUGUUUCCCAGUCUGCAUUGGCUGAGUUUGUCGGACUGCGUUGAUGACUUUGCCCAGACGAUGAAGGCUCAGGUGGAUUUUCACGUGGAAGCGGGGAACUUGGAGAGGUUUACCCACAACUUUGAGUCGAACGACGCGGUCGUGUUCCCCCGACCUCUCUGGGCGCUGACGAGACCGUACCUGCUGGUGGAAACAUUCGAGGAGGGGCGGCCCAUGCAGGACUACGUCUCAGGCAGGCGGCGGGACCCUCGGCUGGCAGAGUUGGGCAUCAACACCAUCUUCAAGAUGGUGUUCGAAGACAACUUCGUGCACGGGGACCUCCACCCGGGCAACAUGCUGGUGCAGGAGCGGGCGCGGAGCGGGGCCGUCCAGAAGCGGGGCUGGCUGUCGGGACUGCGAGUGAGGCCGCGGCUGCCCCAGGCGCCCGAGCGCCGCCUGGUCGUGCUGGACUGUGGCAUCGUGACCAGGCUCGACGCCCGCGGGGAAAAGGCGCUCAAGGCCGUUUUCUCGGCAGUCGCCAACAACGACGGUGACCGCGUGGCGGAGUUGUUCCUGGAGCACUCCAAUCACCAGUGCGACGAUCCCGCCGGCUUCAAGCAAGAGAUGAGGGAGUUAGUCACUGCUGCUCUGUCGAAAAAUGUCACCUUACAGUCGGUGCAGGUGGCGGGACUGCUGAGCUCGCUGUUCCAGACGAUAACCAAGCACAAGGUGAAGCUGGACGGGAGCUUCUCGUCGAUCAUCCUCGCCAUGAUGGUGCUGGAGGGGCUGGGCCGCUCGCUCGACCCCACCAUCGACGUGGUCGACAAGGCGAAGCCCUUCCUCCUGUCUGCCAUGUGAUUGUCCGCUCGGCCGGCUCCACGUGCCGUUACUCGCGAAGAGUCGGAAGGAAAAAAAACUACGAUUCUCACUACAAAGAAAACGAGGUUAGAAGUACUAGCUGAUGGCGUUGGCGAUUUCACUCGCGAAAACUUUCGCACCCGAGUUCUCGACUACGGUUGGUAACGGAAAACCUUUGAAGUAUCAACCUCCCAUAGACAUCUCAGGUGCGUAACAGAUUUCCUGACUAGGAGAACGACAGAAUUUGUAAGUUCGCGAGUUAAUAAAUAGUUAAAUUGUACACUUAACCAUAAACCAAAAUAUGACAUGAACUGGUUCUGAACUUCUGUGCGUGAGAUUGACAGGGUUUUGCUCACAGGACUGCUUCUACUCUCGAGCAGAGUCUUAGCGCCUGUGACAUGUUGCCAACGCCCACAUUCAUCAUCAAGUUGGUACUUCAGAAUCAUCAGCUUGUGAAUAACUGCAACUUAUGAAAGAAAACUUUUUACAGGUCAUCCUCACACUAGAUAUAUAUUUUUUUAAUUAAGUUGUGGAAAUGUGUGACAAUGUUGCUAUUUUUUAUACGUAAUUAAUUUAUAAAUGUACACUUUGGUGGUUGAAUAUUAAAAGAUAUAUUAUAUGUAUAUUUCUAUGUUUUUACAUGCCAAAUAAAACUAUUUUUGUCUAGUUAAAAUUCUAA